Molecule: messenger RNA, 1161 nt
Organism: Caenorhabditis remanei
Lineage: Eukaryota; Metazoa; Nematoda; Chromadorea; Rhabditida; Rhabditidae
Exons: 4
Coding region: 1-1161 (386 amino acids)
Cellular component (GO): membrane
Molecular function (GO): G protein-coupled peptide receptor activity
Source: RefSeq, a predicted model, not a curated record
AUGCCAAAAAACUUUACAACUGCAACUACCACCACUACUCUUGCUCCCGAUUACAAUAUUCUCCAAGACUAUGAAUAUGAAGAAGACAUCUACAAAAUCGUUUUCAAUAUCUCCACCCGCACAAAUCUUUCCCUUCAAAUCGCCACUGUGAUUGUUAAUUUACUCCACUUGAUCGUCUUAUUGAGAAAAGAAUUGCGUUCGUUUGCAAUCUAUAUUUUCAUGAUAGGUAUUUGUAUUUCUGACAUUCUCACCAACUCCUUGGAUUUCAUUAAUGCCGCCGCUGAAAUCAUGUGGAUCCCAAUAUUAUUUCCUGGGUCUGGAGAGAUGUCUUGUUUGAGAGAAGACUAUUUAGAGAUAAAUAUUGGUGCCCAGUUAGUCAACACAUUUCUAGAUAUAUCUAGACGACUAUCCGUUUGGAUGGCUAUUUUGAUGGCAUCUAUUCGAUUGUUAACAGUGAUAUUUCCGAUGAGUCGAAGGGUUCAAAACAUCUCAAAACCGAAAGGAGCAAUUAUCACUUUAUUAAUAUGUAUCGCGUUUUGGGUUGUGUUUUGUACGUGGCAAUUCGCGUUGUAUCGAGUUUUCUGGCUGCCAGAUAAUCCAAGUAGAAUAUGUCUCGGAAUGUUCAAGAAUCUCAUAAAACCUCGCUACGUCCUAGGCGCCCCGGAAUCUCUUCCGGGAGCCAUGUCCCAUUGGGGUUUUAUCGAAGUCAUUAUGAAAUUUUCCGCCGCUAUAAUUUAUCCUUUUCUCACUAUUUCCUUGUUGAUGGCACUUCGAAGAGUUAAGAAGAAACGUCAGAACCUUCAGAAAAAGGACUCCGAUUCUUCUGAUAAUACUACUAUCUUGAUUUUAUUUAUGACAACAGCAUUCAUGUUGUCAGAAGGAUUCGCUGGAGUCGAAGCACUUUUAUUGUAUAAUAUUGAAAGAAUUCUGAGAAAAAACGAAGAUUUAGGAAAUGCAAUCUUGGCUGCUCAAUAUCCCAUUAGUAUCCUUCGAACUGUCAACGCCCUUUCCCACCCUUUCGUUUGUUUUCUUCUGUCAUCACAGUAUCGAGACGCGGUGAGAGGAAUCUUCGUGGGCAAACGUAAAGUCAAGAGAACGGAAUUUACACGAUCGACUAGCAAUAUACGAAGCAAGACAACCACGACAACAACCUCAUUUUGA